AUGAAUGGACUCUAUAAUGGUGGCAAUGGUACCAGUCAUCGAGCUCGUAUUCCAAGUACUCAUAAUUGGCAAUUUAAAUUAGAAUCAUUAUCAUCAUCGUUGUACUCGCUUGAUGUUGCAUCCGGAAUAUUCACUGAAAAACUCGAAAAUGAUCAAGUACGCAUUGAACGACGUAUUUUUGCUUCACAAGAAUAUACUGAACUGUUAAUUGCUCAUGUGGUCAUUACUCGAUUGACAUCGAAAGGUCAUGUGAUUGUUGUGCCCGUGGAAGUCAAUGAACAAACGACCAGCAUCGAUUUCGAUCUUCAAGUUUUGUCUCGUGAUGAUAAACACGUACUUUUGUCGGGAAUGACACGAGAAGUAGAGAAUAAUCUAUUUCAAAACGAUCGACUGUCUCUAUUUAUGUAUUAUACACCAUUACCGAUCGAUGGUUUUCAACUUGGCGAAGAAGAAACUAGUCGAACUUAUCUGUUUGUUACUUCACUUGAUACAGAACAAACACGAGCGAAACAAAGUUUUGAUUACGCAUCUAAUGAACGAGAACCGGAUGAAAUAUGGUCAUCGCACGUUUCUCUUUGGAAUCAAGUCUGGUUAAAUGGACGAAUUGAAAUUCGUGAUGAUGUUGAACUACAACGACAAGUGAAUUCUGCUCUCUAUUAUAUUCUCAGUUCGCUCCCGCCAUUAUCGACACGUAGUGAACAUAAACAAUUCUAUGGGCUUAGUCCAGGCAGCUUGUCUCGUGGUGGUAGGCUAGGAGAAGAUUAUGGCGGUCAUUCGUUUUGGGAUACAGAAACAUGGAUGUAUCCAUCGAUUCUUCUCUUCUAUCCAACAUUAGCUAAAGAGAUCCUUUCAUAUCGUAUCGCUCUACGUGAUGCAGCUGCUCAUAAUGCUCAUCUAUUUGGCUAUAUUGGAUGGAGAUAUCCUUGGGAGAGCGCACGAACAGGAAUCGAUGUAACUCCAGAUUGUUGUCCGGAAGUUCGUCUGUAUCAGAUGCAUAUCACUGGUGAUAUAGCUUUUGCUGCAAGACAGUACAUUGCUGUCACACGUGAUCAGUCGUGGUUGAAGUUCGAAAUGGGCGGUGAUCUCAUCUAUGAAACAGCACGAUUUUGGGCGUCAAGAGCGAUAUACAAUUUAGACCGAAAACAAUAUGAAAUCUUGAUGGUAUUACCACCUGAUGAAGAUGCUCAACCGUUCAAGAACAAUUCAGUCUUUACGAAUGCUGUUGCUUCGCUCUCUAUUCAAUUAGCAGAUCGAGUCAGUUGUAUAACUGAAAAGUCAGUGCCUCCAGCAUGGCUCGACAUAGCCAACAAUCUUUAUUUUCCAUUCGAUAAUGUAACUCAAAUUCAUCUCGAAUAUGAAAAUUUCAAUCCUAAGAAUGCGUCUAUAAAACAAGCCGAUGUAGUUCUUCUCGGUUUUCCAUUGAUGUGGCCGAUGAGUAAAGAAGUACGACGUAACGAUCUGUUGACCUAUGAACGUCUCACUCGAGAUGAUGGACCAGCUAUGACUUGGUCAAUGCAUGCGAUCGGACAUCUUGAGUUGAAAGAUUUCGAACUGGCAGAAGAGCUCUUUCGACGUUCAUACGAAACCUAUGUUCGACCACCAUUCAAUGUAUGGACUGAAGCUCGAUCUGGUGUUGGUGCUGUCAAUUUUAUAACAGGCGCAGGAGGUUUUCUUCAGGCAGUACUUUUCGGAUACGGUGGCAUUCGUUUAACUCUCAAUGAACUUGAAAUAAUGCCACCGGGUCGUUUGCCCAAUCGAUCGACACAACUAGCCUUUCAUGGUCUCAAAUAUAAUGGUGCUACAUUUGACGUGAUGAUCGAGAAAGAGAUGUAUCAUGUCAAUGUAGUUGCGUUGAAUAAUGACAAUUCCCAAUCAAUGCUCUAUGAACACGAACAACAACGAGGUUCGCUUCGAGUUAACGAUACUCUUUCCUUUCGGGUUGAUACACGAUUGAUUAUUCAUCUAGCUGCACCGCUCUGUCCUUGA
Molecule: messenger RNA, 1986 nt
Organism: Rotaria sp. Silwood1
Lineage: Eukaryota; Metazoa; Rotifera; Eurotatoria; Philodinida; Philodinidae
Source: the annotation of a GenBank genome assembly